CCGAGUCCGUCAGCUAAGCCGAAACAUGAUGAUGUGACUCCACCUCCACCACCAGCUCAUCGUGGCCCUUCUGGUUAUUCCGCGACGUCAUCCAGCCAUUCAUUGACGAGUUACGCCAGUGCAUCAACGGCAUCAACGAGUAUUUCGGAUUAUUCGAAACCGUUACCUUCAACGUUACCGUCAACAAGUACCUACCAUGGUUCUGCUUCUUCGAAUGAUUUUGGCCGCUCGCCUGUAGUGAUCGAGCUACAAGAACUGCAGUUGAACAAGCAAGGUGGUAGGAACUCUGCACCUCCUCAAACGUCACCACCCAUACCACCUACGAGUAGAAUUCAGGAUUCUAUGCGACCUCCUCGUCCGCCACCGCCCAAGUCGUCGUCAGGAAUAGCAUCUGGUAGUGCACUCUGA
Haemonchus placei is the source of this 408-nucleotide messenger RNA. NCBI's taxonomy places the organism in Eukaryota, Metazoa, Nematoda, Chromadorea, Rhabditida, Trichostrongylidae. The record is from the annotation of a GenBank genome assembly.